AGGGUCCUAACCUUAGAUUAUUUACACCAAGAUAGAGCAUAGUGAGAGAGAAAACGUGGCCGAAAUAAGAUAGCAAUAUGUUUAUUAUUUUCGUCAAAAUCAAAACACAUUCCCGCAGCUCCCUAUUGGUGGCUUUCUACCACGUGACCUGGACGUGCGAAUGAAUUUCAUUAUGGCCGCCUUCUUUGACAGCUGAUGCUUAGGUGCAACAAGUUCAAACUCAUCGUUUUGAGUUAACCAAGUGAUUUUUGUAGUGAAAACGAGGUUGGACAAUAAUUAUUUGCUGUAUUAAGCUGAAAAAUGGUUAAUUCCUGUGUGAUAUGUAAAAAAAGCACCAGUAAAGACUGCGGGCGAUCCAUACAUCGUUCCAGUAGCACAUCUCCAGAUGAAAGGCCUGUGACUCCAGAACCAUUAGAUACUAAUAAGCUAGGUAGUGUCAGGGAAUCCUCAAAACUGAGUAAUUCUGAACUAUCCAGAACUUUAACAGCUAGUGAUUUGUCUGCUACACUGACUACUUCAGAUUUAUCUGCUACAUUGACUGCUUCAGAUUUAUCUGAUACAUUAACCGCUUCAGAUUUAUCUGCUUUUUUGACCGAUACAGAAUCCUCUGGUGCUUUGACAGUUUCAGAAUUGUCCGGUACUAUGACAGCUUCAGAAUCGUCAAGCAACUUGGUAUCCUCGGAAGUAUUAACAGUAGCACAUCCAACUACUUCUGAAGCUAAAAGUUCUGUACCAAGACCAAGAAAAAGAAAAUGUUUUGUUGGUGAUGUAAGGGAUGAAGAUUUCAGGACACCAAAACAAGGAAAAUUUGCCUUCUCCCUUGCUAAACGAAAAAUUGCAGAACAGAAAAAGAAACUGAAAGCAUUGAGGAUGAAGAACAGAAGACUGCAACAGAAAAUUUCAGAUAUUUCAGGACUACUGAAUAUCGUAUUUCUUCAAAUCAUUAUUGUAAAAAUCAUUUAUUUUAUGUUACAUGUUAUUUUUUAUGGAAGUUAUUAAUACAUCCUUGCUUGAUAAUCAAUCCUGAUUAUGCAGGCUUUCAAGUUUCAAUUGCUAUUCCACUAUAAAUACUGAUUCUCCGUCCAUUCCAUUGCAAAACUCACAAAAUUCCAAUCAUCUAUCUUAUAUAGUGGAACAAAACUAUACAUUCAUAAUAUCAUUUGCUCUCAAAGGUGCAGGUAAUGGAUGGACAAGGUUUCAGUAAGUAAGUAAGGCCUAUUACAGCAUUAAUGAGAACUGAUAUGAUUAUACUUCACACUUGAUGUAAAACUGACCUAUCUAAUACAUUUUCAUGUCGAACUGGAUCAAUAAAUUUAUUGUUAUUUUUGUUAUUCAA
Harmonia axyridis is the source of this 1336-nucleotide messenger RNA. RefSeq lists its product as uncharacterized. The coding region runs from base 301 to 999 and encodes 232 amino acids. Lineage: Eukaryota; Metazoa; Arthropoda; Insecta; Coleoptera; Coccinellidae. The transcript has 3 exons. The record is from RefSeq and is a predicted model, not a curated record.